CGGAGCGGGCCGUGUAGAGCCAGCCGUGGCCCGGGGCGGCGGGCGGCAGUCGGAGCCCCGCGGCGCGAUGGGGCGGCGGGCGCGCCUCGGGCUGCUGCUGUGCCUGGCGGCGCUCUGGGCCGGAGGGCUGGCCGCGGCCGAUGAAGAUGGAAAUCAAGAUGAAUCGCUGGAGUCAAAGACUUUAUCUGCAGAGGACCAGGUAAAGGACCAUUCCACAGGAACUCGAGUAGUAGCAGGUCAGAUCUUCCUUGAAUCGGGGAAAUCGGACUCAGAGUCAGAGGAUGAGGAGAACUUUCACAAUCAAGAGGAGGAAAAAGAGAGUUCACUGGAAGAGUUGAACUCUCUAGAAAUGUCAAAUCUAUUAAACAAGGAUUUGGAAGAAGCGGAGAUAGAAAGUCCAGUUUUGACAGCUAUUGGAGGCACUGCAGAUGGGGAACCUUGCCACUUCCCAUUUUUGUUUAUGGAGAAGGAGUAUGCAGAGUGUACUGCAGAUGGAAGGGAGGAUGGCAGGCUUUGGUGUGCAACAUCCUACGAUUACAAGAAAGAUCAGAAGUGGGGCUUCUGUGAAACUGAAGAGCAGUCUAAUAAGAGAAGGCAGAUGCAAGAAGCUGAGGAUGUUUAUCAGACUGGAAUGAAAAUCCUUAAUGAAAGCAGUAAAAAGGCUCAGAAGAAAGAAGCAUAUCAAUAUCUUCUGAAAGCAGCUGACAUGAAUCACACCAAGGCAAUGGAGAAAGUUUCUUAUGCGUUGUUGUUUGGAGAUUACCUGAAGCAGAACAUCCAGUCAUCAAAAGAACUAUUUGAAAAGCUAGCAGAAGAAGGUUCUCCUAAGGGGCAAAUGGCUCUUGGAUUUCUAUAUGCAUCUGGUCUAGGAGUCAAUUCUAAUCAAGCUAAGGCCCUGGUGUAUUACACUUUUGGAGCUUUAGGAGGAAAUCUGAUUGCCCAUAUGAUCUUGGGUUACCGAUACUGGGCUGGGAUAGGAGUCCUUCAAAGUUGUGAAUCUGCUCUCACUCACUACCGACUUGUUGCUAAUCACGUUGCUAGUGACAUUUCUUUGACUGGAGGCACAGUGGUUCAGCGAAUUCGCUUAGCAGAUGAAGUAGAAAAUCCAGGAAUGGCAAGUGGGAUGCUAGAAGAAGACUUGAUUCAGUAUUAUCAGUUUUUAGCGGAGAAAGGAGAUGUACAAGCACAGGUUGGCCUUGGACAGUUGCACUUGCAUGGAGGAAGAGGUGUGGAGCAAAAUCAUCAGCGAGCAUUUGAGUACUUCAAUCAAGCAGCUAAUGCUGGCAAUUCACAUGCCAUGGCUUUUCUAGGAAAGAUGUACUCAGAAGGAAGCGAUGUUGUACCACAGAGCAAUGAAACAGCUCUUCAGUAUUAGAAAGCUGCUGAUAUGGGUAAUCCGGUUGGACAGAGUGGAUUAGGAAUGGCUUACCUCUACGGAAGAGGUGUUCCAGUGAAUUAUGAGCUAGCACUGAAGUAUUUCCAGAAGGCUGCAGAACAAGGAUGGGUUGAUGGACAACUUCAGCUAGGUUCCAUGUAUUACAAUGGCAUUGGAGUUAAGAGAGACUAUAAACAAGCUUUGAAAUAUUUUAACUUGGCCUCCCAGGGUGGCCACAUUCUGGCUUUUUAUAAUCUGGCUCAGAUGCAUGCCACCGGGACUGGAGUAAUGCUCUGUCAUACUGCUGUUGAGUUGUUUAAGAAUGUAUGUGAACGGGGGCGUUGGUCAGAAAGGCUGAUGACUGCCUACAACAGCUAUAAAGAUGGUGAUUCAAAUUCUGCUGUGGUUCAAUAUCUUCUUCUGGCAGAGCAAGGCUACGAGGUUGCUCAAAGCAAUGCUGCAUUCAUACUGGAUCAGAAAGAAGCUAGCAUAGUAGGAGAAAAUGAAACCUAUCCUAGAGCUUUGCUUCACUGGAACUAGAGCAGCUCUCAAGGAUAUACUGUUGCAAGAAUUAAACUUGGAGAUUACCAUUUUUAUGGGUUUGGUACUGAUGUUGAUUAUGAAACUGCAUUCUAUCACUAUCGACUGACAUCAGAGCAACAGCACAGUGCCCAAGCGAUGUUUAAUCUGGGCUACAUGCAUGAGAAGGUGGGCAUCAAGCAGGAUAUUCAUCUUGCAAAGCGAUUCUAUGACAUGGCAGCUGAAGCAAGCCCAGAUGCUCAGGUUCCAGUCUUCCUAGCACUUUGCAAGCUUGGAGUGAUUUAUUCCUUGCAGUAUGUACGAGAAAUCAAUAUAAGGGAGGUAUUCUCACAUAUUGAUAUGGACCAGCUGCUGGGGCCUGAGUGGGACCUUUACCUUAUGACCAUCAUCGCCUUGCUUCUGGGAACAAUUAUAGCUUACAGACAGAGGCAACAUCAGGCAAUUCCCAGACCAGCAGGACUGCGGCCAGCUGUGCCUCAACAAGAACCACCACCAGAGCAUCAACCACCGCAAUAGCAACAAGAGCCUCCGUGAAAGAACUGGAUUUUUCCCAAAGGAACAAUUUUCAUUGUGAUUUAGGACUUUGGAUCAACAGUCCCUCCCCCAAAAAGAGUGCAAGGAGUUUAAAAAGAAAUUAAUUCUGAAAGCUGCUUAGAAUGAUGCCUUUUUCAGGGAUAAGAAUUCUUUUGAAACUGAUUUGAAUGUUAUUCAGUGCCAAUGGAAUAACACUAUGGCUUUUUUCAUGGAAACACAAGAAUGCUACUACAAAAAUGUUGCCUGCUGUAUCUAGUUCGUCUUUAUUCAGAGUCCUUUUCAUCUCCUAGAGAGCAGAAUGCUAGCAUUGGAAGGUUUUUGCCUGCUUGAUAUAGCAGUUACCCUAUAUAGAAGUAUUAAUUUUAUGGCCAAUUUAAGCCCAAGAAGCUGAACUAUAGUCAAACUCUAAAAAGAUUAGAGCUGUAUGAACUUUUGUUCUGACCUGCAUCCCAGGUAUUUCUACAGUCCUUAUUUCAUUCUUACACUUUGGUCUUUUAUGCUCUAUUGGGUGGUUUAACAUGGAUUAUUUUAAACUCUGUAAAAGUAAGCCAGCAAACAUGCUAUUCCCCACUUGUGCUUUUUUUGUUUUGAGUAGUCUCCACUCCCCUUAGACUAGACAGUUUUCAGCAGACAGUGUGUAGCCCAAGAGGGGGAUUGGGACAGAUUGGAUUGGUAAACCUCAUCAGUUGGAAACUAUCCACACAGUGCCCGGAUGCCAAAUCUUUCUAAGAUUUUUUUUUGGAGCCUGUGUACUUCGCAAUACUUUAACAUAAAAACAAUUGGUAAUAUUCAUGGGACAGCAAGAUGGUGACCGGGGGGGUAAACCCCCUCCCACAGCAGAGGAGGGGUAAACCCCCUCCCACAGGUUCACAAACACCUGAGGAACCUGAACAUAUGUAAGUCCAUGGGACCUGAUGAGUUGCAUCCCAGAGUCCUGAGGGAAUUGGCAGAUGUGGUUGCCAAGCCACUCUCCAUGAUAUUUGAAAAGUCGUGGCAAUCAGGAGAAGGCCCUGGUGACCAGAAGAAGGGUAACAUUGUGCCCAUUCUUAAGAAGGGUACAAAGGACAACCCUGAGAACUACCGACCUCUCAGCCUCACUUCUGUGCCUGGGAAGAUCAUGGAACAGAUCCUCCUAGAAGCUGUGCUGAAGCACAUGGAGGGCAGGGAGGUGAUUAGUGACAGCCAACAUGGCUUCACCAGGGGCAAAUCCUGUAUGACCAACUUAGUGGCUUUGUAUGAUGGGGUAACUGCAGCAGUGGACAUGGGUAAACCGACGGAUGUGAUCUAUCUGGAUUUCUGUAAAGCCUUUGAUAUGGUCCCCCACAACAUCCUUCUCUCUAAAUUGGAGGGAUGGAUUCGAUGGGUGGACAGUACGGUGGAUAAGAAACUGGUUGGGUGGCUGUAUUCAGAGAGUAGUGGUUAAUGGCUCAAAGUCCAGAUGGAGAUCUGUGAUGAGUGGUGUCCCUCGGGGCCUGUUCAGUAUCUUUAUCAAUGAUAUUGACAGCAUGAUUGAGUGCACCCUCAGCAAGUUUGCAGAUGACACCAAGAUAAGUAGUGUGGUUGACACACUGGAAGGAUGGGAAGUCAUCCACAGGGACCUGGACAGGCUGGAGAAGUGGGGCUAUGAGAACCUCAUGAAGUUCAACAAGGCCAAGUGUAAGGUCCUGCACCUGGGUCGGGGCAAUUCCUGUUUUCAGUACAUAAUGGGGGAUGAUGUGAUUGGGAGCAGCCCUGCAGAGAAGGAUUUGGGGGUGCUGGUUGAUGAGAAGCUCGACAUGAGCCGGCAAUGUGCGCUCGCAGCCCGGAAGGCUAACCGUAUCCUGGGCUGCCUCAAAAGAAGAGUGGCCAGCAGGUCAAGGGAGGUGAUUUUGCCCCUCUAUUCCUCUCUUGUUAGACCUCAUCUGGACUAUUGUGUCCAGUUCUGGAAUCCUCAACAUAAGAAGGACAUGGAGCUGUUGGAACAGGUCCAGAGGAGGGCUACAAAGGUGGUCAGAGGGCUGGAGCACCUCUGCUAUGAGGACAGGCUGAGAGAGUUGGGCUUGUUCAGCCUGGAGAAGGGAAGGCUCAGAGGAGAUCUUAUAGUGACCUUCCAGUACCUGAGGGGGGCUACAGGAAAGCUGGAGAGGAACUAUUCAUAAGGGCUUGUGGGGAUAGGAUGAGGAGGAGCGGAUAUAAACUGGAGAGGGGCAGAUUUAGACUGGACAUUAGGAAGAAUUUCCUCACGAUGAGAGUGGUGAGACACUGGAACAGGUUGCCCAGGGAGGGUUGUGGCUGCCCCAUAUCUGGAGGUGUUCAAGGCCAGGCUGGAUGGGGUCUUGGGCAGCCUGAUUUAGUGGGAUGUCCCUGCCCACGGCAGGGAGUUGGAACUAGAUCAUUCUUCCAACCCCAACUAUUCUAUGAUUCUGUGAUUCGUAAGUUAUUUAAACUUGCUGUUAAAAAGAGGCUGAGCCUAGAUUGCAGAAAGCAUCAGUAUUACUGUGGACACCGAAGAAAGGAAAGAGACAGAAAUCUCACUAAGUUAGCUUACUUUUUUAUUUGUUUGGUUUUCAGGUGAAAGUUCUGUAUUUAAUUUUCAACAAUCCUGUAAGCGAUCUGCACUGCAAGAAGGGAACUUAAGUGGCAUCUCAUGCAUGCGUCUGUUUAAUGCAUCUACAAAAAAGCACCCCAAAUAUGUGUACUCUUUAAGGAAAAAAAAAAAGGUAUAGGCUUAUGCCAGUGAUACAACUCCAAAGUUUGGCUGGCUGAUAAAGAGUCUAUGUUACAUUACAGCUGUGCUCUGCCUGUCACCAGCCUCUCCAGCACCUGGUAUAGAUGAGAAAGUAAAAAGAAUAUCUCUGGCUGUGCCAUCUUGAGAAUCCCUUGUAAGAAGAAAAUGCAAAGAGAAAGAAGACUAAUAGUUUAUGUCUGCUUGAUACCACCAGGUCAGUGCAAAGGCCUUUUAAUGAGAGUAAAUAUUACGACCUGUGGACUGAUGCUUUUAAACUGCAAGAGGAAUCUUCACUUAGUAACAAUUUAUAUUGAACUAUAAUUUCAGGGUUUGGGAGUGGGAAGCAGUGGGGGAAUAGGUUACAGGCAGGGAAUGCAUAAGUUUCUGUUCUCAUUUACCAGUUGCAGUUAAAUAUUUGUUUCUGUUCUAGCAUUAAACCCUCUGGAUAUAAUGUCUUAAAGCUGAAUGAAAUAUGGCUUUAGCUGCAUUUUGACAAAAGUUGUUGUGUUUAAAGGAUUAAGGGCUUCCUUUCAUGCAAAUAUAUUUCCAGAGGUUUGGCAGCAACAUAUCAAUGUUUUAUUUAGAAUUGAGAUUUUGGUAUGGUUUCCUACUUAGUACAUUUGUAAGGAGACCAACAGAUCUGUAGUUUGGGAGAUGUCCACUCUUCUGUAAACUGAGAUGUAAUGGAUGACUAGUAUUAAAAUAUAGGUAGAACUUCUCAGUAAUUCAAAAUGCUUAUGCUGUUUAUGUGAAGACAAAUCUCUUGUUUUAGUUUGAAGGGUUGCACCAUAUGGUAGAGGAAUGUUUUGUUCAGUCUUAAUCAUUAUUAGCAGAUGGAACAGUAUUGAACUUAAAUGUAGCGUCUAAAAUGUACAGCACUCCUCAGCUGCAUUUCUAAGAUAUCUGUGACUUCUGAACACUCCCUCUGAAAUAUUUUUGCCUCUGUCACUUAAUAGGUCUUUUUAGCUUGGCAUGAAUAAAUUAAAGAUUAUCCGGAAAAUGCUUUUCAGUUAAAUACCAUUGGUUCAUUGGUAUUGGUCUCUUAGAGUGUUUAAAAAAUUUGUUACUACAUUAUUGAAAUGGUUUUUAGUUGUCUAAUCUACUAGAAGUAAAUUCUAAAAGGUCUGUCCUAUUUGCAUGAGAAUGUCUAAUUGCUGCUGUGUGACAGUCUUACAGCUGACUUUCACUGAACCUGAUGCAUUUUUUUUGUAUCCAAGAAAAGUGGCUGAAGAUCAGCAAGUUAUUUCACUUCAAAGAACUGCUUUUUGAAGAAGCAAUAAGGGAAGUCUUUCUCCUGCUUUUUUCCCUUCCACCAAAUUACUACCAGUAACUUUUGCAGAUGACAUUCAGUUGAGUGAAGUGGUAAUAGUAAAAAGGUACUUGCCAUAAGUAAUGGCGAGUUAACUCAGGGAUUAAAGAAAUGAGUAAGUUUUCUAAAUCAGUUGUCUACAACAUGACUUCAUUUUUUUGUGACAAUCCCUUGCCACUCUGUUCUGAAACUUGCGUUUUGAGGGAGUUGUAUUUAACUCUUUGCUAGCAAUAUGCUUCUUGUUGUGCACUCAGUUUAUCAAGGAACUUUUUUUCCUAGAGGAGCUGGGUUGCUCAGUUUACUGCAGUGAAGUACUAUUCCCUUUUAGUAGCACACAGGUUGUCUUACAGUUUAUAUGCAGGAGUAUUUUGGAAGGGGAACUUCAUUUGAAACCUGUCUGGGUAAUGUUCAGCAUACUUUGAAUGGAAAAAUUGUAUUUUUUGUCUGUAGUAAAAUAGGCCAGAGCUUGCCUAUUCGACCUUCCUGGAUACAUGCUAUUUUCUCUCUGCAUGGGGAAUGGAACUAAGGAAUAGUAACUGUUAGUGGUGGGAGUUUGCUGUGUGGGAAAGCUGUGGAAACAUAUGUGGGAAGCCAUUGUUCUGCAUCUCAAAUUAUUAAUCGAAAUACACUAGCUGCUCUUGCUGGCUGAAAGAAAUGUGAAACUGUGGGAAAAUAGGCUUCUAGUUCUGGUGAAACUUGUCCCAGAGCUGUUGUUGAAAUAAUUUUUCUUACGUUACAUUGUCCGUUAUGGGAUAAAUGUAAUAGAAGAUAAGGCCUUUGAUAAAAACAUCCCAAUAAGACUCUUACAAGACAGCUUUCACUCAGUUUUUAGUCAUCUUUCCGUAAGUCAGCUGUUAUUAUUAAAGUUUAAAAAAAAAACCUAUCAAAUGUUAUCUUUUAGAGAAGAACAUUAAAACAUGGAUUGUGAAAGGACUUUUAAGACUAUGCAUUAUAACUAGUUUCCACCUAUUAUAUCCUACUUUGGCCUGUAAAAGGGGACAACACCUUUGCAAGUUUGCUUCUUUUUAGAUAGGCAACAAUGAACUGAAAUUCUAUUUUUGCUUCAGAGAAUAUUAAACUAAAAAGAUUUAGUUUGAUUUGAGCUACGGCAAAUGCAUAUGGCAAAUAGGGACCUGUUGGGGGGGAAAAAGCCUUUGUUUUUAUCAGCUGCAGUUCCUUAAAGGGUCUUGUUAGGAGUUUUGUAAUUUAUUUUGUAUUUAAAAUCAGUAUAAAAGGCUGGUCAAAUGUAAUAUAAUUGUAAACAAAUUCUGUUAAUAGAAAGAUGUACAGAUUUCAUUUGUACUGUAUCUUUAAUCUUGUGAAAUAAAGUUACCACCUGUGGUGUUACCCUCAGUGUUA
Molecule: messenger RNA, 7824 nt
Organism: Cuculus canorus (common cuckoo)
Lineage: Eukaryota; Metazoa; Chordata; Aves; Cuculiformes; Cuculidae
Gene: SEL1L
Product: SEL1L adaptor subunit of ERAD E3 ubiquitin ligase
Biological process (GO): ERAD pathway
Cellular component (GO): endoplasmic reticulum membrane
Molecular function (GO): protein binding
Source: RefSeq, a predicted model, not a curated record